AUGCCGACCACCUCCACAUCCACCAGGUCUGCGCACACUGGCGAGCCUCCACCUCUCCCCCGACCGCCUUCCGCCCGUGGGUCGUGGCCCGCCGCACGGGCCGGAGCAGCCGAUUGCCAGCACCCGGCCACUACUCCGUCUGCCAGCUCCCUCGCCGCCGCCUCCAGCACGAGGUGGAGAUCCGCCACCCCCCGGCCGGGCUUCCCGUACUGCUUCGGCCUGUCUCGCGGCUGGCUCGCCCUAGCCGACAGCGUGCGGUCCCCCACGCGGCUCGUGCUGUGGGACCCGGCCUCCGGCGCCGAGCUCCGGCUCCCGCCCCUGGGCGACCUCGUCCAGGUCUUCCUCUCCGGAGACCCGCUCGCGUCGCCGUCGUCGGACUGGGUAGCGGUCGGGACCCAACUCUAUGGCAACCAGGGGGCGCAGAAGUCCUUCUGGCGGCGGCCUGGGGACGCCGCCUGGAGCGUCCUGUCCGAGCGAGGCACCGCGGGGAUCGAGACCGUCGCGUUCCACGGGGGGAGGGUAUACUACAUGGACUGGAGGUGGGUCCUCGUCGUCUUCGACAUCAGCCUCGCGCCGCCGGCGCCGGCGCCGCCGCGCGUCUGGCUCAUGAACAUCAGCCAACCCAUGUUCCGACGCUGCAGCUGCCAACGCUACCACGGCGUGCGCGGGGCGCAGAUGGUGACGUGCGCCGGCGAGCUGCUGCUCGUCAUUCUGCGCGUCGAGGGCGGCCACCCGUCCUUCGCCUAG
Miscanthus lutarioriparius is the source of this 747-nucleotide messenger RNA. NCBI's taxonomy places the organism in Eukaryota, Viridiplantae, Streptophyta, Magnoliopsida, Poales, Poaceae. The record is from the annotation of a GenBank genome assembly.